UCAGCAGAACUGGCUAGUUCUAUAUAAAGCUGCCCUGAGUAGUACAGCAAACUGAAGCUGCACCGUCCUUCCAUGCACACUCCCAUGGCGAGCUCCACUUGCCACCUGGCCAUUCCAGUUUUUCUAGCGUGCUUCUUCCUCCUCCCGCUCACCCACGCAAGGCUUCUCCUUGCCGACGACAAGAACACCGUCAACGACAGCAAAUCCUUUUCCAUCAGAGCCGGCAGCGGGGAGGGUGGCGGCCGCGGUUUCGGCGUGAGCAUCGGCCAUGGCGGGCACGACACGUCGAUCGGCAUCGGCGGUGGGUUCGGAGGCGGAGCUGGCACCACCCGUGGCGGCGGCGCGAGCGUUGGCGGCGGAGCCGGCGCUGGUGUCGGCAUCGACGUAGGACGUGGCGGGGUCGAUGUUGGGAUCGGCGCGGGUGGAGGCGGCGCGGUCAGCGCCGGCGGUGUCCACGCCGGAGGCGGCGGUGGAGGCGGUGUCGGUGUCCACAUAGGCCAUGGUGGCGUGAGUGUUGGCACGGGCGGCGGCGGCGGUGGCGGCGUGGGUGUGGGUGGCGGAGACGGUGGCGGUGGUUCCGGCGGUGGCAGUGGUGUUGGACGUUCCGGCAACGCGGUAGGGGGCGGUGGAGGGUAUGGAGAUGCGAGGGGUAGUAGCGGAGGUGGAGCGGGCAGUGGAGUUGGGUCAGCUGGCGGAGCUGUUGGGGGCGGCUCCGGAUCAGGCGGUGGUGGCCAAGGUUGAAGGAGUUCUUUUGUCUAUCUUAUUGACUCAACGGGUAUGCGUCAUGGGGUGAAACUGGUUAUGUUACUGAUUGCAAUUGAUAAUGAACUAAAAACUCCAAAGGGGUAGAUAUACUGAAUCUAAGAUGGACAUGCAUGUAUAUUGAGAUAUGAAAGUUACGAUGUUUGUGCAUCUAGUAGCAUGCCAUUUCUUUAUGGCAGCAUCAUGUAUGUGUUGGUAAGCUUGGGAUGUACUGCAAAGUACUUAUUAACAAUUGUAAUAUAUCUGCAUGUUGCAUUGCUGAAUGAAUGAAACAUGUACGGUGUAUUAUUGGUAUA
Molecule: messenger RNA, 1058 nt
Organism: Setaria italica (foxtail millet)
Lineage: Eukaryota; Viridiplantae; Streptophyta; Magnoliopsida; Poales; Poaceae
Product: glycine-rich protein 5-like
Exons: 1
Coding region: 73-741 (222 amino acids)
Source: RefSeq, a predicted model, not a curated record